AUGGAGAGAGAAUAUUUAAGAGAUUGGGGUUCUGAAGAAGUGACUAUGAAAGUUAUCAGAUACUUCCAGCUUGAAUCAUUUUCAAAGUUUGGUAGAGCUAUGCAUAUGGAUGGACUGGAUAAGGCUCUUUAUUUUACCAUAUUUGACUUUUUAUAUCUCAUUGAAGAUAAAUGUAUUAAAAUCGAGUAUGAAAUUACUGAUGCAUUUGAAAGAUAUAAAAGUGCAAUGAUUCAAUACUCGGGUAAGUCAAUACCACCUGAUGAAAUAAACAUAAUGAAAGAUCAAUAUUUCAAAUACAUUAAAUUAUCCACGUUACAAAAAAUCCAUAGAAAUGGCAUGAGAAUGAGACCAAUCAAAAUUGUGAUUAAAAAGGAUGAUCAGACAUUUGAGGAUGCCACAGUACAAAAUCCAUACCAAAUGUUGAAAUCAAUGUAUACAGCGGUUGUUGGUGUUUUAAAGGACAUAAGGGCUGGUAAAGAAUUAGAUGAUGACUUAAUGAAAAAGACAGAAGCCCGUAUAGAAUCCACUACAAAAAGCAAAAACUACAACCCAGAAUAUUUAAGAUACAUGUUACGGAUUAUGACCAGACAAGAAAAUGACCAAGAACUAAAUGAAGUUGAGCAACAAAACACUAGUGAUCAAGAUGAAGUCAGAUCGAGUGGGGAUAAUUCACAAGCUCAAGUUACUGAAAGUACUAUUCACAGUCAUAAUAAUGUCCGAUAUUAUGAUGAUAGAGAGAUCCAUAAUGGUGUUGAUGAUGGUGGUGACUCUGCACAAGCUCAAAUUUCUGGAAGUACUGCUGAUGAACAAGAUAAUGAAUCUCAAAAGAGUGGUGAUGAUGGAGAGAAAAAUAUUGAUCAUGGUGUUGGUUUUGUCAAUGAUGAUGAAAUAGAUCAGGACAGCUACUAUAAAAAUGACAAUAUCGAGUUUGAUUCCUUUGAUUCUCAUAGUUGUGCUGAAGAUUCUGGUAAAUCUGCUGAUGAACAAGAUAAUGAAUCUCAAAAGAGUGGUGAUGAUGGAGAGAAAAAUAUUGAUCAUGGUGUUGGUUUUGUCAAUGAUGAUGAAAUAGAUCAGGACAGCUACUAUAAAAAUGACAAUAUCGAGUUUGAUUCCUUUGAUUCUCAUAGUUGUGCUGAAGAUUCUCGUAAAUCGGAUGGUAAUGUAAAUGAAAAUACGGAUCAUUCUGGUGUGGUUAAUUUGGAACCUGAUAAUGAUUCUCGAGGUGAUCAAGAAACUCAUGUUGAAGAAGAAGAAAUUGGAAAAGAAAAUGAAGAAUUCAAUCAUAAUUCACCAUCAUAUGAUUAUAGCAAUGAUAAAGAUACUGACACUGAUAGAGGUAACAAGUCACGUAAAUCUGAUGGUAAUGUAAAUGAAACCAUGAAUUAUAAUGGUGGAUUAGAUGUUGGUACAAGUGAUGAACUGGAGAAAAACAAUAUUGAUCAAACAGUCCAUUCAGAAUCAACAGUAAUUCAGGAUCAUCAUAUGAAAGAUGCUGGUGAAUCUUUUCUAGAAUCAGCUAUUGAUAGUGAUCAAGAAAUGGCCGAUGCAACAAAAGAUGAUAUGAGUAUGUUACAAAUCUCUAAAUUGAGCACAAGUGAGAUUUUUCCAGUUGAUAACGAUAAUUCAACAAACUUAACAAAUCCACUAGAUAACCUUGAUCUGAAAAGAUAA
Molecule: messenger RNA, 1671 nt
Organism: Hansenula ciferrii
Lineage: Eukaryota; Fungi; Ascomycota; Saccharomycetes; Phaffomycetales; Wickerhamomycetaceae
Gene: MDN19
Product: Midasin
Exons: 1
Coding region: 1-1671 (556 amino acids)
Source: RefSeq, a predicted model, not a curated record